Molecule: messenger RNA, 4191 nt
Organism: Labrus bergylta (ballan wrasse)
Lineage: Eukaryota; Metazoa; Chordata; Actinopteri; Labriformes; Labridae
Gene: h6pd
Product: hexose-6-phosphate dehydrogenase (glucose 1-dehydrogenase)
Biological process (GO): pentose-phosphate shunt; glucose metabolic process; pentose-phosphate shunt, oxidative branch
Cellular component (GO): endoplasmic reticulum
Molecular function (GO): glucose-6-phosphate dehydrogenase activity; 6-phosphogluconolactonase activity; NADP binding
Source: RefSeq, a predicted model, not a curated record
CACCUACAGGCUGAUCUCUCCGCAGCAGGAAGGCGUCACGUGACCAGGGCAGGAAGCUGUUUCCUGCAGGUUUCUUGCCACCACUGGGCAGGAGUUUGGACGGUUUGGAGUAGAGCAUGUUGGGGUGUGUGGUCCUGCUCCUGGUCACUCUGUGUACCCAGGGAGGAAAUGGCGAGGAUGGACAGACACCGGGCCAUGUUUCCGUGGUGAUAGUGGGAGGGACAGGCGACCUGGCAAAGAAGUACCUGUGGCAGGGCUUUUUCCAUCUCUACGUCAACCACGUUAGCAGUGGAAACACAUUCUCCUUCUAUGGUGGAGGACUGACGCCUGCUGACAAGGCCAAGCCUGUCUUCUUUGAGAUCCUGAAGGCAGUGAACUGCCCGAAGGAUGUGUCACAGGAGCGCUGCGCUCUGCUGAAAGAGCAGUUCCUACGGCUCUCAGAGUAUCAACAGCUAAAGACCAUAGAGGAAUACCAAGAUCUGUCCAAGCACAUUGAGCAGCAGCUUCAACAAGAGGGACUUUCGGAGGCAGGGAGGCUCUUCUACCUCUCAGUGCCAGCGUUUGCGUAUGCAGACAUUGCAGAGAAAAUAAACAGCAGUUGCAGACCAACGAGUGGUGCGUGGUUGAGGGUAGUGCUGGAGAAACCUUUUGGACAUGACUUCAGGAGUGCUCAGGUGCUCGCGUCUCAGCUGGGGAGCUCCUUGAAGGAUGAAGAAAUGUACAGAAUUGACCAUUACCUGGGGAAGCAGGUGGUUGCAAAGAUUCUUCCAUUUAGGAUAGAGAACAAGAAGUUUCUGGAUCCUAUCUGGAACAAGCAUCACAUCGAGAGAGUGGAGAUUGUAUUAAAAGAGACCCUGGAUGUUAAAGGUCGUAUCCCUUUCUACGACCAGUAUGGGGUGAUCAGAGACGUGAUGCAGAACCACCUGACUGAAGUCAUGACCCUGUUGACCAUGAGGCUCCCCGUGAAUCUCAGCAGCAGUGAGGAAGUCCUUCAAAACAAGCUGCACAUCUUCAGCUCCAUUCUGCCUGUAGGAAAGAAUCAGGCUGUGAUCGGCCAGUAUCAAGAGUACACAACUCAGGUUCAGCAGGAGCUGAAUAAGACCAAAGAUCACAUCAGUAUCACACCUACAUUUGCUGCUGUAUUGGCACACAUCGAUGAGGCCCAGUUUGAAGGAGUCCCAAUUCUUUUGAUCUCAGGGAAGAAGUUGGAUGAACGGGUGGGAUAUGCACGCAUCGUUUUCAAGAAUGACAUCUUUUGUCUUCAGAACCACAACAGCAUUCACUGUAAGCCCAAACAGAUCGUUUUCUACUUUGGCCAUGGCAGCCUUCAAUAUCCCGCAAUCCUGGUGAGUAAGAAUUUAUUCAAGCCAGUUUCAAAAGACUCGGAGUGGAAAGAAGUGACAGAGCACAAGGACGUCAGCAUUCUAGGUUUGCCCAUUUCAGACUACUACGUGCAAAUUCCAACAGAGCAGCGGGAAGCUUAUUCAGAACUGAUCUCUUACAUUUUUGCCGGGCGUAAAGAUAGUUUCAUUAGUACUGAAAACCUGCUGGCUUCGUGGGGGAUGUGGACACCACUUCUCAGCAGCAUAGCCAGCUCAUUUCCACGCAUCUACCCCGGAGGAGCAGACAACGGAGACCUGCUGAAUGUCCGUUUGAUCGGGAAAGAGAUCAGCUACAACAGCGAGGUGGUGAUCAUCAACAACGAUCAGAUGGGUGGCACAUCAGCAAACGGUUUCCAGGUGAUGCAGGGUAAAUUUCGUGGCGCUGACUUGGUGUCUGCAUGGGCAGAGGAGCUGGUGGAGAGACUAGCUGCUGACUUGCAGGGAGCAGCCGAAAAGGCGGUGCUUGAGAGUGGUGUCUUCCAUCUCGCCCUCUCUGGCGGGUCGACUCCCCUCGCUUUGUUUCACCGGCUUGCCCUGCACCACUUCUCCUUUCCCUGGAGGGACACCCAUGUGUGGAUGGCGGAUGAGCGCUGCGUGCCAGUGACUGAAUUUGAGUCCAACUUCCAAAACCUGCAUGACCACCUUCUGCAGCAUGUGAGGAUACCCUACUACAACAUCCAUCCCAUGCCGGUGCAACUGAACGAGCGCCUCUGUGUGGAGGAGGACGGAGGACGCCUGUUGUAUGAGAAAGAGAUCAGGAAGUUGGUUAACGGCUCCAGCUUCCACUUUGUGCUACUCGGAGUCGGCUAUGACGGCCACACAGCCUCUCUGUUCCCUGGGAGUAAAACGGACAAGCAUGGGGAGAGUUUGGUGGCACUGACUGAGAGCCCCGUGAAGCCUCACCAGCGCAUGAGCUUAACUUUUAGCGCCAUUAACCGAGCCCACGAGGUGGCUCUUUUAGUGAUGGGCAAAGGGAAGCAUGAGCUGAUCACCCAGCUGAGCCGAGUGGAGGACAACCCUGAGAAAUGGCCCGUCACUGGGGUGAAGCCUUCAGAUGGCAGAUUGGUUUGGUAUCUAGACUAUGAUGCACUUCUAGGGUAGGAUUUUUAAUAGCUGUUUUCAUUGGACAGCUUUGUGGUGUAAAAUGGUGUACUAGCACUUACAAGUACCAGUUGUACAUGUAUGGGUUUAUUAAUCAGAAAUCAGAAAGGUUUACAAUGCUGACCUGUGUUUAAGCCUGUCACAGUUCUUAUAGAUUCAGACUUGAGCUCAUGACCCAGCAGAAAUGCAUCAUGGCUGUCAUUGCUUUAUUUGGCAGGGAAAAUGGAAAUGGAUAGCUGUUUUAAAAAAAACAGGCCUCUGUUGGGACUGCUGUAAAGUCAUCAUGUGAGGCUCCAAAAAUCCGGGGAUUUCCAACACACGAGUUGACCAGCACGAGAGAGUUUCCGCUGCAUUGCGGUGUGACAAUAACACAACUUUUAAUAUUCCUUUGAAUUGAAACCUAGAACCUCAAUCAAAUCUUUCUUUUUGCUUGAGAGUGAGAGUGUCUGAUGCAUAUUCAGAAUGUUUAAAGGAUUGUCAAAGGCCAAUUAUGUGGGAGAUGAGUGAAAAUCUCAAAUACAUUCACAAUUAAUUUAAAUAAACAUAUUGAGUAUACAUGUCCACAGUUUACAAAGAACACAGCAUAGAGCAGUUAAUGAAACACUGAUGCUGUAAAUGCUUCAAACUCAUUUUCAUUUGUGUAAAACCAAGAAUGUUCAUAUGAUCUCAGGUGAAUUUGUAAAAGGGCAGAAAUGCCGUUUAUAUUGUAAUUUUUAUCACUUGAUUGUAUGUUUUGUUACUAAAACAGGCUCAAACAGAUUACUUCGCUAAUAUAGAAUUGUUUUACAUGUUAAUACAACAAAUAAAACCAUUUUUUACUGAUAAAGUUAUGAUCAGAUGGACAGUUUUGAACAUCAUUUUGGUGCAUCACUUAUAAAAAGCACCUUCCUGACACACACACAUUCCUCUCACAAAAUAUGACACCUGUGAUCUUUAGGUGCUUUUUAAACAAGGGCAGCUAACUUCCAUUUCCAGUCGAUUCAUACUGCCUUAGAAUGAAAGUGCUACUGAGCUUCAUCAGUCGUGUUAUAGUGCCUGUUGGAUCCACCAUGAUGUGCAUUUCAGGAGACCCAAAACCAACAUCAUGGUAAUGUAGCUGUGUUUAUUCAUUCACUGAAUACUUUAUUAUGCACUGUAAUGUGGACACUUGUGACUCAGACUGUCUGUUUGCUACAGGACACUAAGCUAUGCUAUGUCUAUGCUACAUUAAAAAUGCUGUGAUUUUCUUUCCAUACCUAUAUAUCAUGUCUUUUCUUCAAGUUUGGUUUAUCAGAUGUGAACAUUUGGAUUUGGUUUGUGGUGGUACUACAUUAUAUGAAGAUUAAUAUAAACUAUAAGAGAAUUAAAUGGAUACUUGUUGACUUUUCAAAAUGCAGGAACAAGGUGCACUGACUGGAUUCUCCAGUUUUAUUUUUCCACAUUCAUCUUGACCAAAGCAGUUUAUAUGAAAGUUAUGAAUCAUUUUUUUUAGAAAACCAUGUUUACUUUUGGAUACUUCAACCUAAACAUCCUGAUUUAGUCAAUCUCAUUUAAUUCCUGUUGAUUUUCCUUCUAUUAUCUGUUAAAGGUAGCCUUACUUUUAGAAUGAGACCACAUCUAUAUUUGUAUGACUAUAAACUGAACCUGCUGUGUAUUUAACGGCACAUGAAACAAAUGUGAACCUUCCAGCAACAAAUAAAAAGGAAACCACUUCAACCAUUGAGACACA